This is a messenger RNA of Syzygium oleosum, 1552 nucleotides long. Its product is annotated as cysteine-rich receptor-like protein kinase 44. NCBI's taxonomy places the organism in Eukaryota, Viridiplantae, Streptophyta, Magnoliopsida, Myrtales, Myrtaceae. The transcript is spliced from 7 exons. Bases 111 to 1355 code for a protein of 414 amino acids. Gene Ontology annotation, molecular function: protein kinase activity; ATP binding. Gene Ontology annotation, biological process: protein phosphorylation. The record is from RefSeq and is a predicted model, not a curated record.
AGACGAUGAAAAACAUGGACUCAAAAACGUUGGUGCAAUCUAUGAAGCUGCUACCCCUUCUUUGCCCGAGCUAAAAGAAAUCUGCUGGAAGUGGCUUAUAUCGUCCCCGAAUGCGUCUUCGCGCAUUACAAGUGAUCUCUCCGACACCUCAUGUUCUACAAAUGAAGAGCUCCUCUUCGGGUCUCCUGUUUUUCCUCGGGGGAGUGGUCGUGUUUCUUUUCUUGGUGAUUGUCCUGCUGAUCUUAUGGAAAACAAAGAUACCCAAGGAGCUGGGGAACUUGGUCGUGCGAAGUAGAAGACGAAAAGCCUCGAAAGACUUAUUCAGUGGAAAUCUUCGAACCAUCAGCUAUUUUGACUUCCACACCCUGAAGAAGGCAACUAAGAACUUCCAUCCUGCAAACCUACUCGGAGCUGGCGGAUUCGGUCCAGUCUACAGGGGAAAGUUACAAGAUGGGACAUUUGUUGCCGUGAAGAAGCUAUCACUUGAGAAAUCCCAGCAAGGAGAAUCAGAAUUUCUUGCCGAGGUUAGGAUGAUAACGAGUAUCCAACACAAGAAUCUAGUCCGCCUUCUUGGUUGUUGCUCAGAUGGGCCACAACGACUCCUGGUAUAUGAGUACAUGAAGAAUAAGAGCUUGGACCUCAUUGUUUAUGGGAAAAGUGACCAAUACCUCAACUGGAAUAUAAGGUUUCAGAUUAUUGUUGGAAUUGCACGAGGAUUGCAGUACUUGCAUGAAGAUUCACACCUGAGAAUUGUUCAUAGAGAUAUCAAAGCAAGCAACAUUCUUCUUGAUGAGAAAUUCCAACCUCGGAUUGGCGAUUUUGGGCUGGCAAGGUUCUUUCCUGAAGAUCAAGCAUACCUUAGCACUACAUUUGCUGGAACAUUAGGAUAUACUGCACCUGAAUAUGCUAUUAGAGGGGAGUUAUCUGAAAAGGCCGACAUUUACAGUUUUGGGGUUCUCGUGCUCGAGAUCAUCAGUUGCAGGAAAAAUACCGAUCUAACUUUACCAUCAGAAAUGCAGUACCUUCCUGAAUAUGCGUGGAAGCUAUAUGAGAGAUCAAGGAUAAUCGAGCUGGUAGACCCAAGAAUGCGAGAAGACGGAUUCAUAGAGAAGGAUGUCUUGCAAGCGAUUCACAUCGCCUUCUUGUGUCUUCAACCUCAUGCUAAUCUAAGGCCUCCAAUGUCGGAGAUAGUGGCCAUGUUAACAUGCAAGGUCGAGAUGGUCGAAAGACCCAUGAGACCUGCUUUCUUGGAUCGUAGGCCUAAGAAGGACAACCUUUCCUGGGAUACCAUCUCCGAGGCUUUCCCGUCUACGCUCCGAAGCGAUUCACCUUCUUUGACUCGGCCAACUAAAUAAAGCAUUGUCCUUCUUCAUUGUAGAAGGGAGACGGUGGGAGUUUCGCACAAGCAACAAUUGGAGAUUGACUAAGUAAAAACUAAAACGAUUUGAGGAAAAGGUAUAGCUGAUGCGUUAGAUUUUAGCUAUAUACGGCUUGUAAAAGCCCUGUUUUUUCUCCCUGGAGGCCGGCAAAAAUUACAAAUUCUUUGCUUUGU